AUGGAGUGGAACCAAAGUGAGAAUCGCCCUUUCAAGCAAAGGAAACGUUUAGCUACUCGGAUACGUGAAGCAACUGACAUCCGGGCCAAAUAUCCAAACAAGAUCCCGGUCAUAGUGGAGCGUUACCAAAAGGAGAAGUCUCUCCCUAAGUUGGACAGGACCAAGUUUUUGGUUUCUGAGGAUAUAUCCAUAUCUCAGUUCAUCUUUACUCUCAGAAACCGUAUGUCCCUCACAUCGACUCAGGCCUUCUAUCUGCUGGUGAACAACAAUUGCCUGCCUUGCCAGAGUAUGACAGUUGCAGAGGUCUAUCGGGACAACAAAGAUGAAGAUGGCUUCCUCUAUGUGACCUAUGCUUCUCAAGAGAUGUUUGGUGGUGACUAUGGCAGUGACAAAGAUCAGUGA
Messenger RNA from Anolis sagrei ordinatus, 402 nucleotides. RefSeq names its product microtubule-associated proteins 1A/1B light chain 3C-like. The record is from RefSeq and is a predicted model, not a curated record. Gene Ontology annotation, cellular component: autophagosome; cytosol; autophagosome membrane. Gene Ontology annotation, molecular function: ubiquitin protein ligase binding. Gene Ontology annotation, biological process: autophagosome maturation; macroautophagy; autophagosome assembly. Lineage: Eukaryota; Metazoa; Chordata; Lepidosauria; Squamata; Anolidae.